This is a messenger RNA of Phycomyces blakesleeanus NRRL 1555(-), 825 nucleotides long. RefSeq lists its product as hypothetical. The record is from RefSeq and is a predicted model, not a curated record. Lineage: Eukaryota; Fungi; Mucoromycota; Mucoromycetes; Mucorales; Phycomycetaceae. The transcript has 4 exons. The annotation marks the transcript as partial.
UUCGGUGAAUGUGUCUAUGGAACUCAAGGAGCAACAAGCUUAUUAUUAGGCUACAUGUCAAUGGCAUUUUGGUUUAAUGCUCAAUUACCACAGCUUAUUACAAACUAUAGAAAGUCCUCUGCUGAAGGACUCAGCCUUCCAUUUUUAUUCAUUUGGUUGUUGGGCGACACUGCGAAUUUAAUAGGAUGCAUACUGACACACCAGCUGCCAUUCCAGCAAUACCUGGGCAUGUACUUUGUUUCGGUCGAUGUCUGUCUUUUGGUACAAUGGAUCUACUACAACAAGUUCAGUCCCCCAAACCACCUAUCCGACACUGCCAAAGAAUACGAAUACAACCGAGCAAAGAUCAGUGCCUUCCAGCAUCCCUCGGUCUUGACCCCACUCUUGAUCCAGACAAACCCAGGCCAGAUCCUGACUGACGAAAUCGCACCUUACUCUGUCUCAGCCUCACCCAGCAACACCACCUUUACUACAAUAGCAUCGGCAGAAACCUCAAUAACAGAUGACCCAUUAAUCAUCGGUCGUAUCUUUGCAUGGACUUGCACCUGUCUAUACCUCAUGUCCCGUAUUCCCCAAAUUAGAAAGAACUAUAAGCGUCAAUCAGUCGAAGGCCUCUCUCCCUCCUUAUUUAUCUUUGCUGUCGGUGGUAACCUUACAUACGCCCUAUCCAUCCUCACUCAUCCCGGACAGACCCUCAACAGCCUCUUGGAUGCCCUUCCAUACUUGAUCGGCAGUGCAGGUACACUGUCAUUCGAUGCCACAAUCUUUAUACAAUUCUUCUGGUACAAAAGACGCGACACAUCCAACAAUCUUAACAUUGUUUGA